AUGAUUUUUGUCUACAGCACCCCACUUCUCGCCGCACUUGCCACAUUACUUUCUGUGCCCUGGAGCACAGCUGCCUCGGUGAUUCCCUCCGCCGAGCACGCCCAGAUCUCACUGGGUGGCCCCUCAGACCCCUCACUCGAGCAGAUAAACCACCCGAUCUCCUCCGAGGCCGAUGUAGGUAUCCUGACACGGCCGUCAUGGUUUACAUCUACCCUGAUGGCCCGUCGACUCUUGGCUCUCUCAACCUCCGGUGUUAUAUCGACCGUGUUCCCUAACCCACUGCCUCCCUCCGACCACGCUCCUGCCUCGGUCGCAGGGCUCCCCGUCGGACUGCGCGAAUAUAUCGCUGACUGCGACGGCGCUCUUCCAACUGAGCUCUCGCAUGGAGAUAAUGGAGAUCCCAUCGUUCUGGCGCUCCGCAUCGGCAGCACCUUCAGGAAUAUCGCUGCCGGGUCAAACCUCAGCCUCCAACUCGACUGGUGGGACCACCUGUCUGACGCCGGGCCCGUCUACCCCGGCUUGCCCCCAAGCCUCGCUGCCCUGCCUCGGGUGACGUUGUUUGGCUACCUGGACAAGCUCCCAUCCCCGCUUCCCGGUGAUGCAGCUGCCGCGCUGGACAAAUGCUUCGUGGAUGCUCAUCCGGACUCGAAGGUUUGGUUGCCCGGUGCGCCUGGGUCGCCCCAUGCGAGUUUCUGGGCUCGACUCGUGGUGAUGCAGGCUUAUUGGAUUGGCGGAUUUGGCGAUGUGCAGCAGAUCGGGUGGUUCAAUGUCACGGAGUGGAAGGGCAUCCGGCGCCACGGCAGCGUGCCAGGGAUCGGGGACGGACGGGGAUGGGAGGAUGUUCGUCUGCCGGGAGAGAAGGAGUAG
Messenger RNA from Penicillium lagena, 867 nucleotides. RefSeq lists its product as uncharacterized. NCBI's taxonomy places the organism in Eukaryota, Fungi, Ascomycota, Eurotiomycetes, Eurotiales, Aspergillaceae. The coding region runs from base 1 to 867 and encodes 288 amino acids. The transcript has a single exon. The record is from RefSeq and is a predicted model, not a curated record.